AUGGACGAAUCAACCUCAAGUAACGUUUACUUGCCAGGCGAAGACCACUAUGGCGAAGACUUCGAGGAGGAGCUAGACGAUCGCUCAGGAUUAGACACAGAUGAUGACUACGAUGACGACGAUGACGACGAUGAAGACGAAAUUGAUUCGAGAGCCCGAUUCCGUAUUGCAACAACCGCGAUGGAAAACAGGCACCACACGUUCUCUGAACCUCAGGCGCUGUACGACUUUCUCUAUGAGUUUCGAGAUGUCAUUGGCCUGGUUAUUGAAGAUUCCAAUACAUUCCUGCAUGUUGCUCUACGAUUUAUCAACAACCGCAGCGACGUCAGGUCCAGCAAUAUGAUGCCUCUUAUCCAAAGCAUAGUCAAAGACCACCCCAUACUUUUGACAAAAAGGAACUCCGAUGGAGUGACGCCCCUCUACAUGGCCAUCUCUACCCGAAAGCCACUUUUAAUUGAAGCCAUGCUGUCUGAGUGCACUGAGUACCCCGAGUGGCUAACAGCAGUCCAAGACGCAAUUGAAAUACCCUGUGUUGAACAGAAAGCCAAGUCUUGCUUGCAUAUUGCCUUCCAGCUGGCCAUACGUGAGAGAGUGGUUAUUAAGUUGGUCACAAUAGCCAGAAAUGAAGCUCUUUCACUCCAGGAUGACUAUGGACGAACACCUUUACAUUAUGCAAUGGUUAGCCGAAGGCCAAGUUCAGCUACGAUACGCCUAUUCAUUCAUCGCGAUGAGGAUAUUCUCAACAAAAGACAGCCUGAAAGCACAGCUAGUUCCGUCACGUUCUUGGAUAUUGUGGACAAAGAAGGCAAUUCAGUAUACAGGCAUCAUCAGAUAUCCCCUUUAAUGAUGGUGAACAAGCGAGCUGUACCCAGUGAGAAAGAAGUCAAGAUCAAAUCUGCUUCUGAUACGAAAAAGUACACCAACAGGGAAAGACAGAAAGUCCCGGACAGAGAACGUGAAGAGAUAGACCCAAAGCGGCAGUCAAUUAAUCAGAAGCUGGAGAGUAGGAGGGCUUCACCUAGAGAAAAAAAGGUCAAACCCAAAUCUUCUCCUUACAUAGGGAAGGUUGCAACGAAAGAAAUUCUCAACGUCCUAGACAGAGCGCAUGACGAGAUAAGCUCAAAGCAUCAGAUUUCCGUCGAUCGCCCCCUCGAAAAAGAAAAGACUGGGUUGGUCAAUGCGAAUCAAGUUAUUGAAAAGAAGGAAGAAACAGAGCGAACACCAAAGAAUCAAGCACCUGCUGAAGACUGGGAUAUGAUACUCAAAGAGCUCAAAUCACACUACAUGCGAACGCGAAAUGGGAUCAUGGUUGAGUCAUUCCUUUACGGCAGCAAUAUCAAUGGCCAGUUGCUCCAACUUCAUAUAGUUACUGAGUUCUGUGUUCGUCACAUCCUCAGGGUAGAUGUCGAAGACUCGACGGAAUUUCCACACAGCGAUCAAGCGAUCUCAGAAUCAUUCAACACAAUAACUGUCGAACAGCUGAAUUGGAGAAAGGUCGAUUUGGAUCCUCGGAGAGAUUACUCUAACUUGGAGUGGCAACAAUACGGCUUUGAGGGCCUGGAGUGA
This is a messenger RNA of Fusarium graminearum PH-1, 1566 nucleotides long. RefSeq lists its product as uncharacterized. Lineage: Eukaryota; Fungi; Ascomycota; Sordariomycetes; Hypocreales; Nectriaceae. Bases 1 to 1566 code for a protein of 521 amino acids. The transcript has 3 exons. Gene Ontology annotation, molecular function: protein binding. The record is from RefSeq and is a predicted model, not a curated record.